Messenger RNA from Cucumis sativus (cucumber), 3343 nucleotides. Its product is annotated as protein ENHANCED DISEASE RESISTANCE 4. The record is from RefSeq and is a predicted model, not a curated record. The transcript has 6 exons. Bases 494 to 2968 code for a protein of 824 amino acids. Lineage: Eukaryota; Viridiplantae; Streptophyta; Magnoliopsida; Cucurbitales; Cucurbitaceae. Gene Ontology annotation, biological process: regulation of defense response to fungus.
UCCUCCUUUAUUACACAACGCGGGAGAUUUUCAUAGAAAACGAUGCCCUCCUUCUUCUCUAAACGAUACCGUUUUCUUCUUUCUCUCCUCUCUUCAAUUCAAUGUCUUCCCUUUCACAGUCCAAGUUGUGAGCAUUUGAGAUAACCCUGUCGGCAUCUUCAUGCCCAUUUUUCUCAAUCAAUCAUCCUUCCCUUCUUUCUAAUCUCCUCGUUAUUACCAAUUCCAACUGAUCACUUCCAAUUCAAUUGCUCUCUCUCUCUUGGAAACUAAAGUUCGAGUAGUUCGUUGUCCUAGAUGCCAGAAUCUCUUGCCUGAACCUUCUGGACUUUCUGUUUAUCAGUGUGGUGGAUGUGGUAUUGUUCUUAAAGCAAAGAGUAAAGUUCUCUUUAAUGAGAAAAGGGAUUUUGGGAGCAGUGAGAAAUAUGAGAAUUUCUCAGAACAAGGAGGUAGCAGCUUAGGUGGUGUUUCUGACUCUGAGCGGGGCAGUCCAAGCAUGGAGCCAACUGUAAAUGAGAGAGUCAUGAGGUCCAGAAGGACUGUCUUCAGCAACAGUCCGAUUAGAACAAGUGAUAGAGAGGAUAUAGAUGACUAUGAGAGAAAAAUUGGGAAGGAAACUAAGGGAGUUUGGCCUAUGCAGAGGCUUGGAGAUAAAGAAAUUGGUUCGGUUGAAGAAACGCACAGUCAAUUUUCAGAACAACGUAUCGAGAAUUGGGUUCGACGGUAUAAUAUUGAACAAGACAUGAAUAUUUAUGAUUCUGAUUCUCCAAGUAAAGCACCUUAUCGUAAUCCUACUGGAGCAGCAAGAACCCGAGCUACUUUUGAGCAUCAUAGAGUUGAAAGAGAUGCAUUCGCAGGGUAUUCUGGAAACUCUAUGGCUGGUGCUCAUGGAAAAGGAGCUCCAAAUUUCCGCUAUCCUGGUGACAGACCUUCAAGUUCUAACUUGAAUGUGUAUUAUGGCCAUCCCGAGCCUAAUCGGAACUAUGAAGGUCCUAUAGAAGGCUUUGACCCAAAUCGAGCUGAACUCCUAAGGAGGUUGGAUGAGUUGAAAGCCGAAAUUAUUAAGUCCUGUGAUGUGGGAGAUAGACCAAGAGUUGUUGCUGAUAGAGCUCCAGUUGACCCAUAUUACAGUCGAGCUGGUUACAAUGUCCCAAUGCGAUCUUCGACAAAGAACCCACAGCAUAACCACGACCCUCAGUACUUCGGUCGGGGAAGUGGAACCUUUCCAGCAACAGGUCAUCAUCAAAGAAAUGGUGAGGAUUUCUUACAUCCUCCGAGGCAUGUUGUGAAAGAUAUGCCAUUGUACGAGGAUGAGUUUCAGGAGCAAAUGAUAAGGAAGACUAACCAUCAGCCAGCCCAUCAGUAUCCUCCACGACAACACUAUCCAGAAAGCGUCAUGGAUUUCAAACAAGAUCCUCUUUCUCCAUUGCAUGACGAAGAUGUUUUUUUUCACCAUCCUGCCUGCUCUUGUUCACAAUGCGGCAAAAGGAACAGGCAAGGGCCACCAAAUUCCCCUGCAAGCAACGUAAGUAAUCCGAAAGAGCCAAUAAAAUCUAGCACGUAUCAUAAUGAAACUCCUGUUUCAGUUGGACUCAUGGCUUCCAAUCUGCCGUGUGCUGGCCGUUUUCCAUCUCAAGACACACUUCCACACUCUAGACAACCUAGCGAGCUUGAUUCAGAGAUUGAUGGUUUUGGUCUUGUUCAACCAAGAACGGCUGCAGUUUUCCAGAGAAAUGGAAAAUCUCGAGAUGCAAUUGCUGGCGGUGCUCCAUUCAUUGUAUGUUCUAGUUGCUUGGAGUUACUGAAAUUGCCAAGAAAACUUUACAGGUUGGAGGUGGAUUGGCAGAAACUACAGUGUGGUGCUUGUUCGGUUGUCAUUAUCGUAAAAGUAGAAAAUAGAAAGCUUGUUAUUAGCGUUCCAGCAGAAACCAAGCCUACUGAAGUUUCUCCUAAUGAUAGUUCCCCCAAAAGCGUUGUCAAUGCUACCAGCUCCAUAGAAAGUUCUGAUAAUUCUAGUCUUAAAGUGAUCGAUACCGACCACAACAAGCCCUCUGACGACCAGGAUUCAAAUUGCGCUAAACCACAGGAGGAGGUAACUUCAUCUCCCAUUUCUUCCAAGGAAAAAGAGUCCCCAACUAUUAAUUGUGAUCCCAAAAAUCUCUCUGACUCUGAUGACCUGCCUUUGAAAGAUACACCAUCUGUAAUAAGUUCCGUGGAGAAUUCUGACAACCCUUCUCAUGAUAAACCUAGCGAACACAGAGAAGGAACUGAAGAUAAGCAGAAAGUUAUGGUAGAUGAUGUCACCGAACCAAGUGAGUUAGACGUCUCGUUUGAUGAUUAUGCAAACAUUCAUGUUUCUCAUGAUUCUGUGGAAAUAAACAAAGAAGAAGAAGAAGAAGAAGGAGAAGAAGGAGAAGAAGGAGAAGAAGAUCAAAGCAAGAUCAAAAGCAAUCAAGAAUCUGAAACCUUCUUUGUGGGUCUCAGUAGAAACAACUUGAGAGAUUUUUCAAGAUCAAGUGAAAUUACGGAUAAUGGAAGGCCUACUGUUUCGGUUAAUGGCCAGCCUUUACCAGCUCAUAUAGUUAAAAAGGCUGAAAAGCAUGCUGGACCCAUUCUUCCUGGAGAUUAUUGGUAUGAUUACCAAGCUGGAUUCUGGGGUGUAAUGGGCCAUCCAUGUCUUGGAAUUAUUCCUCCAUUUAUCGACGAGUUCACCUAUCCAAUGUCAAGGAACUGUGCUGCUGGAAACACUGGAAUCUUUGUCAAUGGGAGAGAGCUUCAUAAAAGGGAUUUGGAGUUGCUUUCUAGCAGAGGGUUGCCUACUACUACAAAUAAAUUGUAUAGAAUCGACAUUUCGGGAAGAGUUAUAGAUGAAGACUCUGGAAAAGUGUUGUAUAACCUGGGAAAACUUGCCCCAACCAUUGAGAAGGUAAAACAUGGGUUUGGCAUGAAAGUACCAAGAACACUCAAGUGAUACACUCACACAAGGACUUAAGUUUUGGAAAUCUUCCUUCAGAUAUGGAUGCAGCUUCAAUUUCUUGUAAAAUAACCCGAUGCAACGAGACCCUUGUACAUUAAAUCAGUGGGGUUGAUGGCUUACAUGCACCUAUACCUUUUGCUUUACGGAACUCAAGAUUAUUUGCUUUAGAUUCUUUCUGAAUUGUGAGAUUGUUUGUUCAUAUAUAAACUUGAAGUUUGUAAGAGGGUCGUAUUUAUCUGUAUUUUUUAAUUGGGGGGGUGGAGUUCAAAUGUUAGCUAGCAUUUCUCAUCCAUGUACAAGGAACAAGAUUAAUGUAGUUGUUAGAAUAACUUGGAAUAUCUGUUAUGUUCAAGAAAUUUUUUAGUAUUA